UUCCAUUGACAACCAUGGCGCUCACCAUUGAAGAAUACCAAGUACAAGACGAUCGUUACCAACUUUACGAUGUUUACUUCUUUAGUGACAAAAUCCUAACGACCGUUACUCAUGAUCCAGACAUAGUAACGGACUGGAUCAACGAAAUUGAAUACGUCCAUCGACGACGUCUCAAUCGUCUUAUCGUUGGCCUAGACGUAGAAUGGCGGCCUAAUUUCAACCGUUACCAACAAAAUCCAGUUGCAACUCUCCAGCUUUGUGUUGGUCGUCGUUGUCUCAUAUUCCAACUACUUUAUUGCCAACAUAUACCUGAUGCCUUAACGGAGUUUAUGUUGAACCCUUGUUAUGCUUUUGUUGGAGUGGGAGUUAAGAAUGAUGUUGAGAAGUUGGAGGAGGAUUAUGAGUUAUGUGUGGAGAAUGUUGUUGACUUGAGGUACUUGGCGGCUGAGGUGUAUAAUUCCAGGAACUUGAGGAAUGCUGGAUUGAAGACACUAUGUGAAGUUGUGCUUGGAAGAGAGAUUGAAAAGCCGAGGCAUGUUACUAUGGGGAGGUGGGAUAAUGAAUGGCUCGAUAUGGAUCAAGUGCAGUAUGCUUGUAUUGAUGCUUUUGUUUCUUUCGAGAUUGGAAAGAGCUUGAAUGCUUCGGGGUACUAAUCUUCUGAUUGAUUGGACUAUUUCUCAAUUUGUGUGUGUCUCGAUAAUCAGUUGUUUAAAUAUGGACUAAUUCAAAUUGGUGACUAGGGUUGGUAGUUUUUGGGUAAAAAAAGAUAAAAGAUGUUCCUGAAUUGUUAGUGUUUUUGUUUAUUUGGUUCUUGCAUUGGCUUCGUACUAAAUUUAGUGUUUACUGUUAGGUUCCGUUUUAAAUUUGGCUAUUUGCACUAAGCAAUUGAAAGCAUGUUGCAAUUGAAGUAUGUUAAUCGGGUUCAAUGUGAAUAACAAUUUUGAUGUGUGCA
Lycium ferocissimum is the source of this 952-nucleotide messenger RNA. Its product is annotated as 3'-5' exonuclease-like. The record is from RefSeq and is a predicted model, not a curated record. Lineage: Eukaryota; Viridiplantae; Streptophyta; Magnoliopsida; Solanales; Solanaceae. The coding region runs from base 15 to 653 and encodes 212 amino acids. Gene Ontology annotation, biological process: nucleobase-containing compound metabolic process. The transcript has a single exon. Gene Ontology annotation, cellular component: nucleus; cytoplasm. Gene Ontology annotation, molecular function: nucleic acid binding; 3'-5' exonuclease activity.